CAAUGAAAUUAAACGUUGCAUAUCCUGCAACUGGCGCACAAAAAACUUUUGAGUUGGAAGAUGAGAAGAAAUAUCGAAUCUUCUUUGAGAAGCGUAUGGCUCAGGAAGUUGAAGCUGACCCUUUGGGUGAUGAAUGGAAGGGUUAUAUUCUUCGUAUAACUGGAGGGAAUGACAAACAAGGAUUUCCAAUGAAGCAAGGAGUUAUUACAAAUGGACGUGUUCGUCUACUUUUAUCUAAAGGACAAUCUUGUUAUCGUCAACGUAGAAAGGGUGAACGUAAACGAAAAUCUGUUAGAGGAUGUAUUGUUGAUGCAAACUUGAGUGCUUUGGCUUGCAUUAUUGUUCGGAAAGGAGAUAAUGAGAUUGAAGGAUUGACUGACAAAAUUGUUCCUCGCCGUCUUGGACCUAAACGGGCAACAAAAAUUCGUCGUCUCUUCAAUUUAACCAAAGAAGAUGAUGUUCGUAAAUAUGUUAUUCGACGUACACUUCCGGCAAAAGAAGGAAAGAAGCCACGUGUUAAAAUGCCAAAAAUUCAACGUUUGGUAACUCCAAUAACUCUUCAACGCAAACGCCGCCGUAUUGCUCUCAAAAACAAGCGCCGUCAAAAGCGUCGUGAAGAAUCUGCAAUUUACCAUCAAACUUUGGCUAAAUAUGCAAAGGAGAAAAUUGCUGAAAAAGCUGCACGUCGUCAUUCUUCUGCUUCACAAUCAAAAGCUUCAGAAUCUGAGCCGAGACAUUCAUUUACUACUGUUAAGAAAAGUAAGAAGUAA
Messenger RNA from Meloidogyne enterolobii, 770 nucleotides. The record is from the annotation of a GenBank genome assembly. NCBI's taxonomy places the organism in Eukaryota, Metazoa, Nematoda, Chromadorea, Rhabditida, Meloidogynidae.